AGGGUCUGUCAGAAUAGCGUCGGAUGUUCGGUCAACUCGAUUACUCGAGUCACUUUUUACGUUUUAAAGAAAAUUGAAGAAUAUCUUGGGAAGUGGUUCUCACAGCUAUAUUAUACGUUCAUUUACUAUAAUUUAAAAUCCUUUUUCGCGUUCUUUCCUUUACACAACACGAAAUCAACAUGUUUUGGGGACUAAUAAUGGAGCCUGAAAGGCGCUACACUCAAGUUGUGAAGAAGGGAUUUCAUAUAUCCAUGGCUUCAUUAGAUAUUAAUUCAUCAGACUUAGCUCCUUCACAAAUUAUGUGUGGAUAUGAGGGCAGAAAUUACUUAUUGUGCACUCUGAGGAAACCUGAUAUUAUCCAGUGUCCGAUGGAUUUAGAAUUUGCAGAAGGUACUGAGGUGUCAUUUGUAGCAAAUGGUAAAGCACAUAUUCACCUUACUGGUUAUGUCACUGAACCAGAUGAAGGACUUGGACUUGCUGACCUGGAAGAGCAGGAGGAAGAAGAGGAGGUUGAAGAAAUAAAAUCAAAAGGAAAAAGAAAAAAGUUAACAAGUCUGAACAAUGACAAGGCUGCAAAAAAAGCAAAGUUAGCAAAUGGCAGUGCUGAUGCUGAAGAAGAGGAAUCUGAUGAUCCAGAUUUUGAAGAAGCUAGUGACAAUGAAGAGGAAGCUAGUGAUGAAGAGGGAGAAGGAGAAGGUAUUGGUGAAGAGGAAGAUGAUGAUGAUGAUGAGGAAGAUGAUGAAAAUGAUAGCAGUGAUGAAGAAGUGGAGGAAGAAGAACAGCCUGUGCAGAAAAAGUCAAAGCAGCAGCAAAAACAGGAAAAAAUCGAGGCAGCAAAAAAGAAAAACGCAGAACAACCUAAAAAGAAACAGGAACGUGUGCUAAAAGGCGGUGUUACGGUCGAAGAUGUAUCGGAAGGUAAUGGGCCACAAGCCAAAGCAGGUCAAUUUGUCACAGUGUAUUAUGAGGGCAGGUUAGCGAAGAAUAAUAAAAUGUUUGAUUCAACAUCAAAAGGUCCAGGCUUUAGGUUUAGGCUGGGAGGCGGAGAGGUAAUUAAAGCUUGGGAUGUCGGAGUAGUAGGCAUGAAAGUUGGAGGAGUGAGAAAGAUUGUUUGCCCUCCGCAAACGGCAUAUGGUGCUAAAGGUUCACCCCCAGCAAUCCCUCCAAACUCGACCCUAGUAUUUACAGUUACUCUUAAGAAAAUUAAGUAAGUUUUAAAUUUAAGUUUUUUUUUUAAUUUUCUGAUAUCGAAUUUUUAUGUAUCUGCUUCUCAAGCUUCAUUACUUUUUGAUAGUUGUUUGUUCUUUGCUCAUAACUAGUUAUUUUUGUUACAUUAAGUUUUCAUUCAUGUUUCUUAAUAAUUAAUUCUUUUACAAUUAUAUUUUUUUUACUGGAUUAUUUGUCUAUUACCUAUUGUAAAGGAACUCUUUAGGCUGAAAUAAACUCAUUUGUUAUUUUAA
Messenger RNA from Anthonomus grandis grandis, 1460 nucleotides. Its product is annotated as 46 kDa FK506-binding nuclear protein-like. The transcript has 8 exons. Lineage: Eukaryota; Metazoa; Arthropoda; Insecta; Coleoptera; Curculionidae. Bases 180 to 1211 code for a protein of 343 amino acids. Gene Ontology annotation, cellular component: nucleolus; chromatin. The record is from RefSeq and is a predicted model, not a curated record. Gene Ontology annotation, molecular function: macrolide binding; peptidyl-prolyl cis-trans isomerase activity.